AGGACCAAACCACCAAAGUCGGGAAAGAAUUGGAAGAAGAGUUAAGGAGACAGUUGGUGGAAUUGUUGAAGGAAUUUAGAGACAUCUUUGCUUUCUCUCCAGAGGAAUUAACAGGAAUCAAUCCGGAGGUCAUGGAACACAAGCUCAAUGUCGAUCCCCUUAAAAAACCCGUCAAGCAACGACUCAGACAUCAUGGGGCUGGGAUAGACAAAGCAAUCGAGGUCGAGGUGGAUAAGUUGCUAAAAGCCGGGAACAUCAAAGAGAUCCAAUUCCCCGAAUGGAUAUCCAACACUGUGAUGGUGAGGAAAGCAUUGAACAAAUGGCGUAUGUGUAUCGACUUUCGCGACUUGAACUUGGCAUGUCCCAAAGACCAUUACCCUUUGCCGAGGAUUGAUCAACUAGUCGAUUCCACGGCUGGUUGUGAACUGCUAAGCAUGAUGGAUGCCUCCCAGAGAUAUCACCAAAUCCCAUUAGCCCCCGAGGAUCAGAGCAAAGUUAGCUUCGUCACAAGCAAAGGGAUGUAUUGUUAUGUC
Striga hermonthica is the source of this 533-nucleotide messenger RNA. Lineage: Eukaryota; Viridiplantae; Streptophyta; Magnoliopsida; Lamiales; Orobanchaceae. The record is from the annotation of a GenBank genome assembly.